Messenger RNA from Iphiclides podalirius (scarce swallowtail), 294 nucleotides. NCBI's taxonomy places the organism in Eukaryota, Metazoa, Arthropoda, Insecta, Lepidoptera, Papilionidae. The record is from the annotation of a GenBank genome assembly.
AUGAUGGGAAAAUAUAAAAUAGCGAACAGCGCUAUAAAGCCUACAGAAACGAUCGCCUACGCGCUAUUCCUAGUAAUGUUUCCGAAAUAUUUUAAUUUCCGAACUGUGCUGCGUCUAGGCUCCUUCCCAGCUGGGGAGGGGAGGGGGGGGGGGGGGGGGGGGCCCGAGAGGGGCCCUGAGGGUGAGGAGGGCCAAGGACAGCCUCUCGGAGGACCUUCAAGGCGCGACGAUUACGUAACCAAGGCCACGGCGCCUCCAAUGCGUGCGCGUGCAACGUUAUAUGUAUUCGCUACC